Messenger RNA from Xyrichtys novacula (pearly razorfish), 7785 nucleotides. Lineage: Eukaryota; Metazoa; Chordata; Actinopteri; Labriformes; Labridae. The record is from the annotation of a GenBank genome assembly.
AUGUCACAUACCGGACCCCCUCCUCGGUGGCGUAAUUGUCCAAGGAGAGGACAACCUGUAGCAGGUACGGAAAACAUUUAACCACGCAUGGAUUAAACGCGUUAAUCUACGAAACGCUGUUGCUACUAGCUAAAUUGUAUGAUUUACAGAUAUCUUCAUAUAACGUACCUCAGCAUGAAUGUAACUCUUUCUUAAAACUGUGUUUGCAAAUUAAUACAUCACAAACCAAGCAAGAAGCUAAUUUUCCUCUCGUACAGGCAAAGCAUAACACAAGACUUUCUUCACAGUUUUGCAAGCAUGUGCGCCACAUUUAAGUAAUUUCCACACAAAACAAACCAAGUUUGCUUAUUAACGAGAUGCCGAAAUCACUGGUUUAUACUAAUGAACAGUAAAAGCUCAUUACUCUUUUAAGCAAACCGAAAAGUUUUUAGUUGCAGCUAGGGAAACUUCAAUUGUCUAGAUUUCAAAUAGGGUUUGGUUUGAAGUUAUAUGGGCGCACAUUGUUUGGUUAACUUGGCACCUACAUAAGCGGGAGUAAAAGCUAAUUUCUUUCCGACUCCAGUUCAAUCAGGAACAAAAACUUAUUUCGUGAAUAACUUGAUGUUCAUUUGUUUGGCAUUAGAAAUGGCUCAUUUGAGCAGUGCCUCAAUGAUAUGGUAGCGCUGCUCUGAGAGCAUCACGUGUCCAAACAAACUUGGUCAGUAGCAUGAUGGCGCUGGACGCUGUUCAGUGGUCCGUUUCUAUGAAAGACAAUAACGUCUAAAAUUUCUGCAGGGAUCCCUUAACUGGCCAAACCAGUUUUAUCCUCACGGUUGCUUUCUCCCCUAACUGUUGUAUAGACGAAUGAGACAACUUGCGUUGGAGAAACUUCAACAAAUUACGUGGGAAACUAAACUGUCCUCCAACCCCCAGGAUAUUUCACUAUCCUCUCGUUUAUGAUUAUAUUCUUUGUCAACUUCUCUCCCAGGUGUUUUAUCUAUUGUUAAAUUCCAUAGUUGACAAGAUGUGUCAUGUCCCUUCUAACUUCAAACCUGCUACUGUCCAUCCUUGACUGAUAGUUAUUGUAUUUUUAUUGCAGCUUUAUUUAAAGAGAGAGAGAGAGAGAGAGAGAGAGAGAGAGAGAGAGAGAUUAUAUCUAGCUCAAGUUUCCACCUUCUUUGGCUAUUUGUUUUACUCUGUUUUGUGUUUGUUAGGUGCAUAUGACACUUUGCAACUGUUGUCUGUAAAUGAAGUGUAUUUACUUAACUACUUGGUAUUGUUCUAAAGUUUCGAGCUACUUCAAAGCUAAAUUUGUUAAGAGAUCAGUUGCAUUUUUAGACCUGUGUUAUAGUGUUGAUAGGGAGAGAUUGAAGCUGGUGAUUAAAAAGACUGUAAUUUAAAGUAGAGUUCUGUAUGACCUACCAAAGCAACAAGACCAUCAGCAAAACAGUGAACUAUUUCUACAUUUAAUUUUUUCUUGCACACAAGCAGAAAGUAAUACAUUUGACAGUCAAAAGACAGCAGAAUGAGAAUGUUUUAUCAGAAAAUACUACUCGCAUAUAUACAAGACAAAAUUAGCAAAUAUUUGCACAGAGAAAAAUCCGGUUGGGGUAGGCCAGUUAAUUGCAUCCAUGGUCUUGCUGUAACCCCAACUUGGACUACAUUUUGCAUGAGGGGUCACUUCUUUAUUUCUUGUCUUUUCUAUUAUAGGUAAAUUCCUGCCGAUGAAAACAAUGUUGGGUCCUAGAUAUGAUGAGCAAGUUGCAGAGGAGAACAGGUUUCACCCAAGUAUGCUUUCCAACUAUCUGAAAAGCCUAAAAGUAAGUAACUGUUCAGACCCAAAGACUGAGAAACAUUUAAAAACCACAAACCCUCAUCAAGCCUCAUCAUGUCUUUAAAUCUUUUCUGUCUUCCUUAGGUGAAAAUGGGUUUGCUGGUUGACCUGACAAACACUACUCGGUUUUAUGACCGGAACGACAUAGAGAAAGAGGGAAUAAAAUAUGUGAAGCUUCAGUGUAAAGGGUAUGAGCACUUGUUUAUUUACAUUUGUAUGUUAAACUUAACCAAACGUGGUUCAUAUGAUGGUUAUGAAGGAACUAAUGCCUCUAUCAUUUCCUUUGUUCAGUCAUGGAGAAUGCCCUUCAAAAGACACAACUGCAAUGUUCAUCAGGCUCUGUGAACACUUCAUCGAGAAGAAUCCUACAGAAUUGAUAGGUAAGGGAACCAAUGUUUGUGUCAUCUAAGUUCCUUUCCUUUUCUCUUUACAGCUGCACCAAGAUUCAUUCUCACAGAAUUAAACAAUAAAAAAUCAAGUAAGAAAAGCAAGUCAGAAAGAAGAAUUGCAUUUAUGACUCUGAGCAUGUCAAGAGGUUUUGAUCAUGUGGAAUUUGCAGAGAUGAGUAAUAACAUCUGGAACUGUUGUGGUUACCAGGAUACAUAAUGCACUGAUUUGUUUCGGGGAAUUGUCCUCAUUUUCAGGAUGUAAUUUCUCAGAAAUGAAAGCAGAACUUGUCUCUUUCUUGUAUCUUAUAUUUGGACAAAGCAAGCGCUAGAAUAACUACAUGUAGCCAUCUUGUUCCCGCCUCUGAUUUUGCUUUUUUCUGACUUGGUAACUGAAACGCUGGUAGCUCUGAUGUGAUUCCCAGCUUGGACAUCUGACUUCAGAGGUAACUCGAACACAGCAUUAGUUAUGGAGGUCGAAUGUUGUUGCAGAUAUUUUCAUUCACUUGAUCCAAAUCAGCUUUGUUUAAUUUAAAAAGAAAAAUUGUUGAUGCUACAGUUUGGGGGGCCUCUUCACCUGUCUGUGUGUACUUCUGAAAAUCGAAAAUAUGUGACUGAACCCUAUGAUAUGCAUGUAUCAGUCUCCUUGUAGAGAAAUCGGUAGACGUAUAAAAUUAGAGUUUCAAAGUGUAUAAAGGCAGCUAGUGUUGUAAAUUACUUUGAGCUGUAUGUAAUUUGCUUCUUUGAGUGUGUAAUUUGCUGUGAGAGCAGCACCGUAAGAGCCAUGUUCUGAUCAUUUGAAUAUGAUUUUAUAAUUGAUAAUGUACAGUUUUUUGUCAUUUUAUCAUGCACCUCAAAAGCCUUAAAGUCCCACUCCGAUAGUUUUUUUUUUUUUUUACUUCUGAAAGUGUUCUUAGCAGUUUUAAACCGUGAUUAUGAAGUUUUUAGCCAAAAUCACUUUACCUGUGCCAUUUUCAAGGGCUUCUCUUCUGCAGAGCGACGGUAGCUCAUUAGCAAUUUGCCAUUGAGUCGCGGGUGGAGACGGUGCUGCUCUGCACACUCGUCUUCACGUGAGCUUGCAGCCUAACAUUGGCAGUGUAGUAGAAGUGGCAGGUAACAUAGGAGCUAUUAAGCUCUCGGACACUAAUGUCUUUAGGGACGUGAUGAAAGUUUACAUCAUAAUUAGCUUUCUUAUGAGCAUUGCAAUCUGUUAAUGAACACGCUUGUUCUGUGAUAAUCCUCUCUAUUUUCCAAUGGCUAUGUAAGAAAUCUCACUGUGUCUGAACCUGCUGUUUGGGUUUGCUAGAGAUUCACAGCGAGUUGAAUGCAGAAAUACUCCGAAAUGCAAUUUUGCACUCCUUUUUCUCAUGAUAUGUUCUAUAGUAUCAGAAAAAUGCCAUAUGAACAUGUUGACAGCAAGAAAAACAUGAUUUUCAUUGGAGUUGGUCUUUUAAGUGUAAAGCAUAAAAACAACAAAUACAGUUAAAUUGACUGCAGGGCUCCCCUUUAUGUAAAUUAGUGAUGUCACAUGUGAGUACAGGGAACGGUAGAGUGAGACCAGCACUGGGGCAUUUAGUUUUACUCCUUCUCCUGUGUGACGCCACAAACUUUUUGAACAUUCUUUCAUCAAACGUAACAAGACUAGAUGAGAUGUUCUUGAAAUUUGUAAAAGAUGCAAAUGAUGCAACUAUUCUUGAUAACUUAUUCUCAUGUUUCCCAGAGGUUGGAAAGGCUGGAGUCUGUAAAACAAAUAAACAAACAAGAUAAGACUAGAACUUUAUUAAUCCCUGAAAGGAAAUUCAAUAGUAUCAAUUCAAAGCAGCAUGACUAAUGCAGCAUGUAAUCAGAACUGCUCAUCAGAGGGUAGAAAAUAGAGAUGGGAGGUUUCCAAAUGAGUCAGUCGUUUGAGUGGCUCUUUUAAGUGGACCAUGAGAACUGGUUCACAAUGACAAGCCGUUCGUUUGCUAGCCGUUCUCAUAUGCAAAUUGGCUGCGCUGCCUCUACGUAUCACCUGUGUGCCCCAAACACCAGGUAGGGUAGUACAAGUUUGCAUUCACAUUUUUAUCAUGUCUUAGUUUUAAUCAGUUACCUGUAGCCUGAGUAGUUUUUAUUGUGCCACAAAGAUUUUUAAGGUGAGGAAAAAAAAAUUCAAAAUAUUGAUCUCACUGUCGAAGCAUGGGGAUAAUCAGUAUUUCUGAAUGAUUCCCAUCCAUGUGUACCCUUGUUGACCUCUAAAAAAUGAAUAAAUAUAACAAUGAGCCAGUCUUUUUAAUGGCUCUUUGAAUGGAACAGCUCCUCAAGAUCUGGCUCCCUUCAAAGAGCCAUAAAUCUCAUCUCCAAUAGAAAACUUUAGAAAUCCACCUCAACCUCUGUGCGCAGAGAAGAGCUGUUGAUUCGUCCACUUUCCUUUGUCCAAAGUUAAUCUUGAUACUAGUAUGUGCACCACGUUUCAACACUGUGAGGGUGCUUUGAGAGACUGUUUCAAAAGGUGGGCCAUCAUUGUCAACAGUACUGAAGGAAUUGGCUCCAAUCCCACUAUGAUGAACAACUUUCCAUACCAAGUCACGCUAGACAGUCAUUUUCAAACAAACCCAGUUAUUGUUGUGUCUUGCUCUCAUUUUUUGUGUCAUAUUAUCCCCAAAAAAGGCAAAAAUCCCUCAUCAAGGAUGUAAAGGCUAAAAAGUCAACCUCAAAUUGGCUCUUGAGAAAUUUUAAGGGACUAAAAAAGGUCAAGACAAGAUGCUGUCCCCAGGGGCACAUCGGUGCCAGUAAAAAAUGUUCCCACCAUAGUUUUUUAUCAGACAUACAACUCUGAGCCAAAGGAGAUGACAUUGCUUGCCAAUUCUACGCUGCUUGAAGUGUAGAAGUUUCAUAUCUUUGUGGCUGUCAAGUGUUGAAGCUAUCACACUUUAAUGUAAGAAAUGUUCAUACUUUGUUUUCACACAGACCUUCUGGAUAAGAAGCCUUACAACAUAACAGUAACACCCCUCUUUAAUGGCAAGACAGGUCAUGGCACACAAGCUCUGCAGAUCUGCUCAAGGGUUGAAGGUAGGAAAUCAAGAUUUUUAUCAGAGUUUGUAAAAGUUGCUGUUUGUUUGGUUUUACCAGUCUUAUUUUGAAAUCCUUAUCUGUGCCGAUCUAGCAAAUGUCACCAUCACCAAUGUUCAAGCUUAUGACAAAAGCGCCACUGUGAGCUGGGAUGUGAGGUCACAGGAGGUGUGCCGGGGAGCUGUUGUCACUUAUACUGUCUUCUACAGCAAACAGAAAGAACCACAGCAGAGUAAGGACUCCUCAAACUUGUUUAUUCGUUUAAAUAUUCAUGUUUUUUUCCUCUCAUGGCAUUUUCUUUACUGUUUUUCCUCAAGAUGUUACUGUAGGUAGCACAAGGCAGUACAUCUCUUUGAAAGACCUGACUCCAGACACCCAGUACCAUGUUUAUGUCCAGGCUACAACUCUCAGUGGAUCUUCCAACAGCAGCGAGUGGCUUUUUAAAACCAAGAAAUUUGGUGAGUACUCUGCUCAGCUACAAUCAGGCAUUAUUUUGAGCCAAAGAUAAUGCUGGAGGACUGAAAAGCUUGGAGACUUUGCUGGAAAUAUUAUGAGUCAUGUUAAAGUUAGGAACUACAGUAUUCUUGAAAUAUCCAUUAUGUUUGGCUGCCAGUCAACUGACCUAGUUAAAAAUGCAUGGAUCACCUGUGCUACGAGCAAGCUUUGGCAUGUCAGGUGGAAUGUGACGUCAGAUAAGGAUCUUGAAGGAGCUGCUUUCCAAAAAGAAGAAACUAUCUAUCUAUCAAUCCAUUUAUCAGUUCAUUCCUAUGCCGUUCAUCUGUUCAUCCAUUCAUCCACAUUUUGCAGUCCAAACAAAUCAGAUAUUUUAAGACUGAAGCAGCAGCAAAAUCUGAGUCCAGACUUUUUAGAUGUAUUCUAAGACGAAAACGUGGAUGAAGUGUUGGUGAAGUAGAUCAACUUUUUUAUAUUUAUAUGCAAUCAAGAUUAAUUUCCUUCCAUUCACCGACAUUGAAACUUGAGGAACUUUAUCUUGAGUAAUCAAGAUGAUUUUUUUAAGCCUCCCCAUUGUUUUGCAGCCACCCAAAACCCAACAACAUUGCAACUUGUCGUGACAUUUACAUUAGUGGGAGGGAAAGGUUCAUGCACUCAAUGCAUUGUUUUUCUAUAAAAUAAAUGAUUGCAUAUCUUUCUGAACAGACCCUAGGCUCUUAACAGCUCUCCUCGUCUGUGGAAGCAUCACAGUGGUCCUUCUGUUUAUUCUUGGAGUAUGCUGUGCUGUUCAGUAAGUUUCACUCUGCUGAUAUGUCAUACAAAUACAAGGGAGAUAUAUGUAUAAAGAAGGUGGGAGCCAUUUAGUACAGAAUGUGCAUGAAGUUUAGCUCACUUUCCCCCUUACCAGUCAAAUACUUUUCUUUAAGGUGGAGGAAAAUCAGUGAGAAGCCGAUACCUAACCCUGGACUCAGCUCUGUGGCGUUGUGGUCAUCGGCAAGUCAUCAAGAGGUAAACUUGAGUGGCUGACGCAUUGAGAUAUUUUAGACUUUGAUGAUUUGUGACCAAGGAAGAAAAUCAAGCAGGUGCUGCUUUGAUCGGGUGGUAUUCACGGAAGAAAACCGUCUGCUGCUACAGACAAAUAAUUUCUUGAAUUCUGGUACAUUUUCCACACUGCAAUAAAACUCUUCUGCUCUUUAAGUAACUACUGUACCAGUGCCAUGAUAUUUAUUUGUUCUUAAAGAUACUGUGUGGAAAGGGAAUUUUUAGCAACAUCUAGCAGUCAGAGUCUAGACUUAAGAGCUCCUUUGCUCACCCCUUCUGCUGCUGUAGCUCUCUGGUGGGCUUUGGGGACAAAACACUCCUGUAAUAAAUGUGUGUGAAGUGUGAUCCUCCAUUUACUGCAUUAAGUUGUAGUAAUCAAAGAACCACUUUCUUCUUCUCCUUUGUCUUCUAACUUGUGCAUUUUGAGUGCCUACUUGCUAAAAACAUACAAGAAUGCACCACUGAGACAUGAUAGUGCAAGAUACUAAAUGCUAAAUGUUUCUUACUGUACCUUUAAAUAAUCUACCAAAUUAUCUUACAGGCACUUUCAAGAAGUCUCACCUGUUUUAUGUAUGCCAUCUGUGAUUCUUUAUUAUUGUGUGUCUAUAGGGAACAUUUCUGGUCCAGCCAUUCAGUACUCCACGUGAAAGCUGGUGUGACAGAGUUUACCCAGAGGAGCUUGAAGGAACUUUUACACUAUUGAAAGACUAUAAAGACAAACCAGCUAAAGACCGAGCGGAGGAAUUCACUGUCCCUCAUGUAGUUCCAGCACCAGACGAACAAAGUACAUACUCAGGUGAAAGUGUAGAGAUGCUGCAUCCGUCAUCUCCCGAAGAAUCCACAGAGCUGCUUCUGUCAGACAGCAACCAUUCUAGCGCAUAUCGAAGUCAGAGCUCAGAGGAAGCUCCUGCACGGAGGACUAGCAAACAAAAUGAGGGUGGAGCUGUGAAACAGCUGGAAAACACUGCACCACCUACUGUUUAUGUCACUCUGGACAUGUUGAAAGGCAAAGCACAGUUGAAAGAAUUGGAAACAAAAACGUAG